Clavispora lusitaniae ATCC 42720 is the source of this 234-nucleotide messenger RNA. RefSeq lists its product as uncharacterized. Lineage: Eukaryota; Fungi; Ascomycota; Pichiomycetes; Serinales; Metschnikowiaceae. The record is from RefSeq and is a predicted model, not a curated record.
AUGCGUGAAAACUGUCUGCCCUUCAACUACUAUCUACAAAUGUCCGGACGUCAAGGUGGCAAGGCCAAGCCAUUAAAAGCCCCAAAGAAAAAGAACCAAGAAUAUGAUGAAGAUGACGAAGCCUUCAAGGCUAAACAAAAGGCCGAUGCUGCUGCUAAGAAGGCUAUGGCCGAGAAGGCUAAGAAGGGAGGUCCUUUGAUCGGUGGUGGAAUCAAAAAGAGUGGCAAGAAAUAA